AUGGCGUCCGGCACAGAAACCGUGCACUACAUCCACCUUCACAACUCGAGCCAGUCAGUGCUGGAAGCCCUGCGCACGCAGCGGCGCGAGGGCCUCUUCUGUGAUGUGACCGUGCGGAUACAUGACGCCUCACUACGUGCCCACGCCUGCGUCCUGGCAGCUGGUAGCCCCUUCUUCCAGGACAAGCUGCUGCUGGGUCACUCUGAAAUCUCUGUGCCACCGCUGGUGCCCGCUGAAACCGUGAAGCAGCUCGUGGAUUUCAUGUACAGCGGCUCGCUGGUGGUGCUGCAGUCGCAGGCCCUUUGCAUCCUCACCGCUGCCAGCAUCCUGCAGAUCAAGACGGUCAUUGAUGAGUGCACCCAGAUAAUCUCUCAGAGGAAGGCAGCGGCAGGGGCGGCGAGUGCAGCAGCGGCGGCGGCCGCGGCGGCAGCAGCGGCAGGAGGAGGGAUGCUCGGAGGAGUUCUCCCUAAACAAGAAGAGCGUGGUGGGGGCAAAGGGAGAGAGAGUGGCGGCAGUGGAAGCUGUUCUGUUGGUGGAGCGAGUGGGGGUGGGGGUUACGCAAACUUCUCUAACUUCAUGGCUGAAUGCGGAGCAAGUAACAUGGGUGGUGGGAUGGGGGGUACCGGCGUUAGUGUCAGUGAGAGUGGCCCAGGCCCGAUGGAGCAAGCUAACACCGUGAGUCUGAUGGCGCUGGGCGACAUGGGCCCCGGCUCCAUGUGCGGUGACGGGAUGGGCUCGGGGCCCGGCACAAUCCUCAUGAAGCAGAGCUCCAGCUGUACUCAGGACGUCAGGUACAAGCUCCGAGACCUGUUGGCACAGACGGCCAACGGAGCCAACACUAGUAGCACAGGGAACCUCUCAGCGGGCUGCAGCUCCGGUGUGGGCAGUGUGGACAGCAUCGGCAGGGACAGCCUCCGCGGCAACACAACUGACCUCUCUGAUGACCUGGUGGGGAUGGACAGAUACAGCGAGGAGGAGGACUUGGACGGGAGAGAGCGGGGAAGGGAUGGAGACAGAGAUAGGGGGGCGAGCCACAGCCGCAAGCAGAGGCAGCCGCUAAGACUCCAGGUGCUGGGAGGAGAGGGAGUGGUGGUGAAAGAUGAAGGGGUUCAGGACGCAGAUGGGACCGUCUAUGCCUUGGAGGACGGGAGAAGAGACGGAGAGCAGGAGGGCUCCCAGGAAUCCAUGGCCAGCUUUGGACAGACUACACAGGGAACAUCUGCCACACAGUCAAAAGAAUUCAGCAUUGCCUGUCAGUUUCCUCCAAACUGCUGCAGAGAUUUCUAUGAUGAGCAGGGGGUGUUUUCUGAGAGUUUCUGGCCCCAGAGCGAGCCUCCUCGGGCCAUGGCUUUCAACCCCAGAGGAAGGGUCAACAAGCCUCUGACUCCGCCCCCAACCACGCAGUCCAUCAACAACCAGCUUCUGUUCCAGUACCCAGUGAGCCAGUCGCAGCCAGCUCCGUUCUACGUGGGCGGGCCCAUGGGUGGGAUUGACAGCAUGGCGGGGACGGAGCCCAGUCAGCAGCCUCCGCCCCCGGCGCCGAUGACCCCGGCCCCGCAGCCCUCCACCUCCACCUGCCCUGCAGGCCCCUCCCCUUCCUCCCAGGGAUCUGAGACCUCGUUCGACUGCACGCACUGUGGCAAAUCUUUACGUUCCAGGAAGAACUACAGCAAGCACAUGUUCAUCCACUCCGGUCAGAAACCUCAUCAGUGCUCCAUCUGCUGGCGCUCCUUUUCCCUGCGCGACUACCUCCUCAAACACAUGGUGGUGCACACCGGCGUCAGGGCCUUCCAGUGCUCCAUGUGCGGCAAGCGCUUCACCCAGAAAAGCUCGCUCAAUGUGCACAUGCGCACCCACCGUGCCGAGCGCACCUUCCAGUGCAACGUGUGCCACCGGGCCUUCACACACCGCACCUUGCUGGAGCGCCACGCCCUGCAGCACGCCCACCACGCCCCCCAGGCCCAAGGCCAGGGGCGUGGAGCCGACAUGACCUCACCUACCAAGCACAGUCCUCCGGCUCUGGGAGGGCCCUCAGGUAUGGCUGGCGCGGCUGGCAUGGUCGGCAGCAUGGCCAACAUGCCCAGCCACGGAGCUUCCUCCACCUAG
Seriola dumerili (greater amberjack) is the source of this 2106-nucleotide messenger RNA. RefSeq names its product zinc finger and BTB domain-containing protein 45-like (gene zbtb45). Gene Ontology annotation, cellular component: nucleus. Gene Ontology annotation, molecular function: protein binding; DNA-binding transcription factor activity, RNA polymerase II-specific; RNA polymerase II cis-regulatory region sequence-specific DNA binding. Gene Ontology annotation, biological process: regulation of transcription by RNA polymerase II. The transcript is spliced from 6 exons. The coding region runs from base 1 to 2106 and encodes 701 amino acids. Lineage: Eukaryota; Metazoa; Chordata; Actinopteri; Carangiformes; Carangidae. The record is from RefSeq and is a predicted model, not a curated record.